Dryobates pubescens (Downy woodpecker) is the source of this 1632-nucleotide messenger RNA. It is a transcript of the gene EIF4E, whose product is annotated as eukaryotic translation initiation factor 4E. Gene Ontology annotation, cellular component: cytoplasm; eukaryotic translation initiation factor 4F complex. The coding region runs from base 369 to 1022 and encodes 217 amino acids. Gene Ontology annotation, molecular function: translation initiation factor activity; RNA 7-methylguanosine cap binding. Lineage: Eukaryota; Metazoa; Chordata; Aves; Piciformes; Picidae. Gene Ontology annotation, biological process: translational initiation. The record is from RefSeq and is a predicted model, not a curated record. The transcript is spliced from 7 exons.
CUAAACAGGCCCAAAGACCCACGUCUGGGGUCAAAAACGAGCUAUAAACCGUCCGCUAUCUUCCCGGUGCUCACACACGCCCUACUCGGCACCCUGGGCAGGCGGCACCUCCUCGCUGCGGCCGCCAGAGGUCCGCGCCCCCUCGGCGCUGCCCUUCUCUUCCUCACCACGUCCCGGCGUCGCCCGCGACUCUAGCUCCCGGUAGGCACCGCGCGCUGCCCGGGGCCCGAGGGCCGGCACCUCCCCUCCUCCUGCCCAAACGGCUGCCGGGCCCACGUGACCGCCGAGCGACCAACCGCGUUUGAAUCUGGAUUUCUUAUCCGCCCCUUCUCCGCCCCCGAGCACUUCUGCGAUCAGAUCGAUCUAAGAUGGCGACGGUGGAACCGGAAACCACUCCCAACCCUCAGCCUUCAGAAGAGGAGAAAACCGAGCCAACACCUAGCCAGGAGGUUGCCAGCCCUGAGCAGUAUAUUAAGCAUCCACUACAAAACAGAUGGGCACUCUGGUUUUUUAAAAAUGACAAGAGCAAAACUUGGCAAGCAAAUCUUCGGCUUAUCUCAAAGUUUGAUACUGUGGAAGAUUUUUGGGCUUUAUACAACCAUAUCCAGCUCUCUAGUAAUUUAAUGCCUGGCUGUGACUACUCACUCUUUAAGGACGGAAUUGAACCCAUGUGGGAAGAUGAAAAAAACAAGCGAGGAGGACGAUGGUUAAUUACACUAAACAAACAGCAGAGACGAAGUGACCUCGAUCGCUUCUGGCUAGAGACACUGCUGUGCCUUAUUGGGGAGUCCUUCGAUGACUACAGUGAUGACGUCUGCGGUGCUGUUGUUAACGUUAGAGCUAAGGGUGACAAAAUAGCAAUAUGGACAACUGAAUGUGAAAACAGGGAUGCUGUUACGCAUAUAGGGAGAGUAUACAAGGAAAGAUUAGGACUUCCUCCAAAGAUAGUGAUUGGUUAUCAGUCCCACGCAGACACAGCUACUAAGAGCGGCUCCACCACUAAAAAUAGGUUUGUUGUUUAAGAAGACACCUUCUGAGUAUUCUUUCUUAGGAGACUGCGUCAAGCAAUCGAGAUUUGGGAGCUGAACCAAAGCCUCUUCAAAAGCAGAGUGGACUACAUUUAAAUUUGAUUUCCAUCUAAGUGUUGCUAAGAUUUGUGGGAAGUCUUAUUCGCCUUUGUCUUGUACUUCUGUGUUCAAUUUUUUUUUCCCCCCUCCCUCCCCUAUUUUGGCUGAAGUAACCGUUACCAAUCAGAACGUUAGUACACUUCACCCUCUGAAUCCAUACAUGCUUUUCUGGCCCACUCUGUACUAGCUUGAUAGAAACAUUUACUAUUAAGAGGAUUUAAAAAAAUAAUAAUAAUAAAUUUUUUUUGUCCACAGUAUUCAGAAAAGAAGUUGCAUUUCUGUACCUGCAGGAAAUUGCUCUGUUUUCCAUUUGCAUUGUAUGCAGUAACAUUUUGCUGGUUUGGAGAUGAGUAUGGUGCAUACAGUUUUCUAGCAAUUUUUUUUUAUACAGCAUCCUCUUUGCUGUAAACCUAUGCUGGUGGCUGCUAGAUUAAUUUAUUUGUUUUCCCUAUUUGAUAACAUUAGUGAUGUUUUGAUCUCAGUUGUUUUUCCUUUUCUUGUUUUU